AAUGUUGUAUUCUUCCGUAGAUUAUUUUGCAAGAUAAUGUCGUGUCUUGUAACUCGAGAAAAAUAGAUAGAAUUUAAUCUCUGCACGAAGACGCGCAAUUCUGCACAAUAACUGCACAAUAGUGGCAGUAUCAAGUUAUACGUAAAUACAAACGCAGAAAUGUUCCCCCAGAAGACGUAGACUUUGAAUCUUUAAAGCGAAAUUCUUUUCAGCCGACGUAUAACAAAGAUUACAAGCUUUACCAAUUUUAAACUUCAAGUUUUAAAACCUUUGUUUCUUUCGGCUAAAACCGCAGACAGACAAAGGGCAAAUAAAACUGCAAGUAAAUUAGUCAAACUUUAAACUCCCCGUAAACGUUAGUUAAGAUAACGGAUUAAACCGCGAUGUAACUAUCACGUUGGUAAAUUUCGUUUCUCUAAAGUCAGUUAAAAUUAGAAGGCGAAGAGAAACGAAUUUAAAAGUUAAAAUUGGUCAGGAUCGUUGAAAUCCGCUUCGAGGAUUGCGAAUAUCGAGGAAACCCCCCCCCCCUCACCGUCGCAUCAAAGUAAAUCUUAGAAAUUACCAAAAAGAGCGUGCCGGGGAACACAUCAUUAUGGCUUGCUUGACAGCGCAUGACCCUUUUUUACGCUGUUGGGGGUUGGUUCUCGCUGGACGGCGGCCGGAGGGGUGUGCAGCGAGAGCGGCUUAUGCUUUAUAUAACGGUAGCCUGACUUUGAACUUCAGCCACUAGUUUUGAUUAAUACAAUCAGGACGGACCUGCCGCGUUUGUCGUUGCUCAUCUCCCUCGAGUUUCUAGCAGCGGAUCUCCGAGAGCGCAGCCGCAUUAAUCCUACUGUUUUCUCAUCAAUCAGGUUUCGUUCUUCCUGCUGUGAAGAUUUCCGUUUGCCAAAAAUUGACACCGGAAGUCUCAUCCGUCGACAAGAAGUAUGCCACUGAAUCUGAGCGCUGAUCUGUCGAACGAUGUUUCCAUCCUCGAGAAACAAACCUACAUCUACACUUUCGCGGCGGUCGUGCUUGGCUUUAUCGGUUUUUUCGGUUUCGUCUUGAAUCUGUUAAUCGUAAUAACGGUCGUGAAGAACGCCAAUGUAUUGUGGACACCUACCAACGUGGUCCUCGUCAACAUGGUCGUUGGAGAUUUCUUAGUAGCUGCGCUGGGAAACCCUUUCGCACUGACAUCGGCAAUCGCAGGUUCAUGGUUCUGGAGUCACGAAAUAAUCAAUUGUUAUAGGCAUGCUUACAUAUUGGCGUUCUUGGUUUGGAUAUACGCGCUCUCCUUGUCAUUACCGCCAUUCUUCAAUUGGGGAACUUACGGCCCGGAGGCAGGUAACAUAUCCUGCAGCGUAUCCUGGGAAAUACACGAUCCUGAAACGCACAAUGACAUCUACAUCGGAUUUUUAUUCCUUUUUGGGUUCUUUCUUCCUGUCAUAAUAAUCAUCAGUAGUUACUGCGGCAUAAUAAAGACGUUGAAGAAAAUAGGAAAAAGAAUUAGUGCGAAAAAUAGACGGGAGAAGAAAGUCACUAAAAUGGUAUAUUUAAUGAUUCUUGCUUUUUUAAUUGCUUGGUCGCCAUACGCCGUUCUUGCUCUCGCAACUCAAUAUUUCAACGUACAACCCUCCCAUAUCGUAGCGGUGCUGCCAGCGCUUCUCGCGAAAUCCUCCAUCUGCUACAAUCCCAUAAUAUACGCGACUAUGACUGCCCAAUUUCCCAAUAUUUGGAAGAAGAUGUUCUCCAGCAAUGGAAAUUACCUUAAGAAUAAGCAACAACACGGAAGCAACACGGAAGCGAACCUCGAACUCAAGACAGAGAAAAAGAGUACCAACCGCCUUUCAACUCAAUUGAAUGGAAAGAUAUAAUAAUAUACAUUACUACGUGACUGCAA
Temnothorax curvispinosus is the source of this 1879-nucleotide messenger RNA. Its product is annotated as green-sensitive opsin-like. Gene Ontology annotation, molecular function: G protein-coupled receptor activity. The transcript has 5 exons. NCBI's taxonomy places the organism in Eukaryota, Metazoa, Arthropoda, Insecta, Hymenoptera, Formicidae. Bases 927 to 1853 code for a protein of 308 amino acids. The record is from RefSeq and is a predicted model, not a curated record. Gene Ontology annotation, biological process: G protein-coupled receptor signaling pathway. Gene Ontology annotation, cellular component: photoreceptor outer segment; membrane.